Molecule: messenger RNA, 1914 nt
Organism: Triticum aestivum (bread wheat)
Lineage: Eukaryota; Viridiplantae; Streptophyta; Magnoliopsida; Poales; Poaceae
Exons: 3
Coding region: 1003-1833 (276 amino acids)
Source: RefSeq, a predicted model, not a curated record
CGACGAAGCGGCAGGCUGAGGAGGCCGCGCACCGCCAAUCGGCAGUGUUCGUCACCCCGCUGAACUCUACGCCGCCGCCUCCGGAAUUCACGGGGCAGACUGGGGAAGCCGGCCGCGAGAACCCCGUCAUGGAGAAGGAAGGCAGUGACUCCUCCACGCCGGACGUGAUCGUUCCGCCGCCGCCUUCGCCGCCGUCUGGGAGCGCGCAAGGCAAACAGCCAGCGGACCCUCCGGUGUCGCUGACUGAAGACGAGGCCGUGGCGAGGCUACUCCUUCAAGUCGGCUCGCCAACGCGCCGCCGUCUUGAGAAAGCGACCUCGGCGCCAUGUUCCCUGGAGACCGGCACCGCCAGCUCAGUGAUCCCGGAUGCCGAAGCGACGAGCGCCGCGCCCAUUGGGUGGGUGCGGGGAGGAGGCACAGGGCCGCUGAACCAGGCGCUUCUGGACGUCCAAACGAAGCUUCGAGCUGAGGGCGACGCCAUCCAGAACUGCACCAAGGCGUACCUGGCAUCACGGGCAGCCGUCCAGGUAUGUUUUCUCUUUGGUCCUUGUUUUCUUGUUCCUCUCUAUGAGAGCGCGCCGGCGCACCCACUGGGUGUAGUCCCCGAGUUUCGGGCCGGCUGCUGAGCAGGCGGCCCGGAACUCCAAUUGGUGAGCUCCGGGUACUAACUUUUGUCUAAAAUAUUUGUCGCAGGACUACCACAACCUCCGCGUUACUGCCUUCAACCGUAACAUUGAAGAGCUGGGCAAGCGGACCGCCGACUUGUCGGAGAGCCGGAAAGCCAACGAUGUUCUUCAAUAGCAUCUGAGCAAAGCCAACUCCGUGUUGCGCGCCAAGGGGGAGGAGUGCAGCAAGCUCGCCACAGAGCGUGAUCUGCUGGCCACACAAUUGGCAGAGCAGAGGGACCUGCUUGCGAAUACGCAAAAGGAGGCGGAAGAGGCGGAAGCCGCCCUCCUGGGCGAGUUCGCGAGCAAGCGCUCCUCCUGGACUGACAAAGAGGCAAUGCUGGCCUCCGGCUUCCAUGAGAUUGAAGACAUUGUUGAUGACUUCUUUCCCGGGCAUUCGCAGGCUGCCAUCCAAGCCAUCAAGGCAGAUCAUGAAGGUCGGAGGGCGGAAGGCGCAGAGAUCACCGCCGACGCUCCCCGAACCCUUGAUGAGCAUAUCCUGAGCAUCGAGGCUCGCCUUCGGCCGACUCACCGGAUGCUGCGCUGGCUUCAACAUGUCGGCGCCCAGGCGAUUGCCGCCCUGUGGUCGGACAUGCAGGCUCCACGCACCCCCGGUCAGACUACCGACUGGCUGGAGGUCGCGGCUGGUCGUCUUGAGGCCUGGACGGGUUCCUCGGCCCAAGCUGGAGCGCGCCGGGCCUUGGAGUUCGUCAAGGCGUGGUAUCCGGGGCUGGACUUAGACCAGCUGGCCACACUCCGGUCGGAGGCCCAGCCGGAGCUGGCAGCCACGGAAGACGCCCUCGUCAAGCGUGCUGUGGCGAUCGCCGAGUACACCGACACCAGCAUCUUCAUCCCUGAGCGGUCUGAAGACGGCGAGGAGGUACCGCCGGAGUGGUUUGGGAUGAACCCAGACUACGGCGAGGACUCGGCGGAGGUGAUCGGCUCCAGUGUCGAGGAGGAAGGCGAGGCGGAGGACGGAGGCGAUACGGAAGCACCAGAAGACGGAGCAGACGGCCAGCCUCAGCUCGACCGCGCCUCCAGCAACGAGCCGUGUGCGACCAAGCCGACUGCCGCCAGAGGCAAUCAAGCCAAGACUGCCCAGCCGGCCGCCCCAACGCCUGGCGCUGCCGCCUCUUUCGACCCUCCGAAUCCGUCUGCUGCUUCCUAAGCUACCGCCUUAUCUUUAUUUUAUCUGCUUUAGUAGUCUUUGAAGAACUUGUUAAUUCGCACAAUUCCACCCGCGGGGUGU